Betta splendens (Siamese fighting fish) is the source of this 3283-nucleotide messenger RNA. RefSeq names its product mRNA decay activator protein ZFP36L1-like. The transcript is spliced from 2 exons. Lineage: Eukaryota; Metazoa; Chordata; Actinopteri; Anabantiformes; Osphronemidae. Bases 136 to 1122 code for a protein of 328 amino acids. Gene Ontology annotation, molecular function: metal ion binding; mRNA binding. The record is from RefSeq and is a predicted model, not a curated record.
ACUUCUCCAGCUCCGCCGGGUCCGCCCACCGCCUGCUGAAAAGGAGCUGCGCAGUGCCGCGGCUCGGCAGAGGGGACCGGAACCUGGACUAAGCAGCGCACAAUUAGCACCAAGUCCGACCGACUAGCGGCAAACAUGACGGCGAGCGCCAUUUCCCCUGCUCUGGACUACAGGGAAGCGUCUCCCAAGAGCAGUAAGAUGAACUACAGCAGCGACAGCCCUCAGCUGACGUCCGUCCCAUGCUCCAGUGCCAGCCUCUCCUCAGGCACCAGCGCAGGCCCCCUGCUGGACAGGACGGUGGCGGGGGCGCCCUCCCCUGGAGCCCCGUUUCAACGCCGCUACUCCGCCAGCCUGCCCAGCGGGACCUUUACCGGCUUUAAAACGCAUCCCUCCGCUUUGAUGGACAGCAACAAGGAGAACCGCUUCCGCCAGCGCUCCUACUCGGAGCUGGGGGACAGGCUGCGUCCUGCCCCCCAGGUGUGUCUAGGCGGCAGCAGCCAGGUGAACCCGAGCCGUUACAAGACGGAGCUGUGUCGGCCUUUUGAGGAGAGCGGCACCUGUAAAUACGGCGAUAAAUGCCAGUUUGCCCACGGGAUGCAUGAGCUGCGGAGCCUGAGCCGUCACCCCAAAUACAAGACUGAGCUGUGCCGAACCUUCCACACCGCCGGCUUCUGUCCGUAUGGCCCUCGCUGCCACUUCAUCCACAACGCUGAGGAGCGCUGCGGGCCUCCUCCCCUCUCUGCUUUCAACAAGAUGGCGCGCCCUCGGCUGCAGCACAGCUUCAGCUUCGCCGGCUUCCCCAGCUGCAGCGGCUCCAUGGACAGCCCCGCCUCGGUCUCGCCUCCGCCCAUGUUCGCUGGCGUAGAACCGACGGAGUGGCUGAACAGUCCCAUAAGCUACUCCAGCCGGAAGCUCACCAGUCUGUACGUCCCAAGCUUGGUCCCAACCAACCCCUGCCCUUUCCAGCCAGCGCCAGAGAGCCCCCCCAGCCACCCCGACUCUCUGCCUGAUCAGGAGGGCUACCAAAGCAGCCUGGGCAGUCAGAGUGACCCCGAGUCUCCCCUCCUGGAUGCCUCCCGUCGCCUCCCCAUCUUCAGCAGACUGUCUGUCUCUGAUGAUUAACACGUCUGCGUUUCGGGGUUUUGAGAUGGUCGUGGUGAACGAGGGUGGUGGAAAAAGAUUGGAAGGUGAAAUCCCCUGUUCUUUCUGGCUCCCGCCUCCUUAGCCCUGUUUACAUUAGAAGUAGACUGCUCUGGGAAAAGUUGCAGCCAGUUAAUCACAUCACAGUAACAGAUCCCUUCACUGUUUGAGGAUUGUCUCUUAUCCCAUGCCCCAAAUCCAGAUCAAGUGUCUUCAGUAUGAUAAAGCAGUUGCUAAAGGACCAGUGUCGUGGUAGGACGAAUGUGAAAAGUAGCUCAGAAUAUGAAAUAGUUUAUGAUCUCUAGGACGGGCAGCACGUGUAUGUUUAAGUAUCCUACUGGCCCAAAAUGUUGAAGUGCCUUGUAAAGCCUGGACUUUGUUCCUGACUUGUGAUCAUGUCCUCUUGUUGGCAAACGAAAAGCUUACUUGGAGGCUACCUCUAUAGGUUUGAAUUGCACACAAUCUCAAAACAAUUUCUAUAGGUGGGAUUAAAGGGUCAUUUCACAUUAAUUUUCAGAAAGUCACAUUUGAUAGUGACAGAACUGAAGCGUUGGUUUACUUCUACGUCUAUACGUCUAUUUUUUUUUUCAACGUGGAUGAAAUUAUGUAAAACUGCAGGCAGAGACCAUUAAUUUCCUGCCUUUUACUGCUAGGCGUCAAACUGCUGAUUGUUCUGAUUACAAAGAAGCAGCCGUUUUUUGACCGCUUUCCCAGGUGUGUCUCAGUCCAGGGCCUGCAAUCAUAAGGGUAAAUGCUUCUGUUGAUUCCCCGGUGUUGAACUAUUAUUGAUAUUAUUAUUGUCUAGUUUAUUUCCUGAAGCCGUCAGAGUAAGGCAUUUAUCUAUCACUGCUUAUUUAUCAAUGUAUUUAUUGCUGAUCUUAAGCAUUUUUAUUUCGUAUUUAUCUCGUUAAUGAUACCAUAGAAUAUGUUUUCUUUUUAUGUUAAAUUAUGAUCUUCCGUAUUAAUCACAAGAUUAUGAAGGCUUGUUUGUUCUUUCACAGGUAAUAUAUUAUAUUGCAAUGACAUUUUAACACUUGAUUUAUUUGCAAAGUGAACGGAAUUGAAAAGUUUAGCAUUUAUUACCCUAGUAUUCUAAGUUGUAUUUAUUGUUGGCUCGUUCCACGUGUUGGACUUCAGGCUGAGGUUCUGUGAUUUUUUUUUUUUUUUUUUUUUUUCUCCUCCAUUGAACACUACAGGCAGGGUGAUCUGCAGCUGCCAUGAUCAAGGUCAAAUGACGUAAGCCAAUACAGUACAUUAAUUGCAAACUAAGCUAUCGCCUACAGGGGACCCUGCUCUCAAACCUGUAGCAUUGUGACGCCGCUGCAGGUCAAGAGAUGAGAUUAUUUAUUCUAUUGUCUGACUUUGUCCUGAACCCGACAAAUAUUUUACGUUCAAACCUGACCCAGUGCCACUGACUUGCUUAGCAAGCCACCAUAUAACUUUGAUUAGAUAGCACUUUACAUCGGCCCAAUGAGGAGCAUUGAUUCAUAAAGCUGGUUGUUAUUAUGUUCAUGAAGCCAGGAAAGUAAAGAUUGACCUAAGUGACUGAUUUUGUUAGAAUCCAGGCACUGAUGCAUCCUGGGACAUUCUCCUUGGAAAUGUAGCCUAAAAUCAGUUGCUUUUCUAGUGGACAACGGCUUACUGGCUCCACGUCUGCAUUCAUUAGGGUGGCCCCCACCAAAAGCAUUUACUCACUAUAAAUGCAUUUAAUUAAGCUCUAGACCCUGCAGGUCAUCUGGAUGUAGGAACCCUGCGCACCCAGUAAAUGUCAGUGUACUGGUCUGGGAGAGACCUGUCCCUACAUUGACGUCUGGCUGGGAUGAAACAGGCACUCGUUCAGCUGUCAUCUCAAUGCCUGUAUCACCUUUUAGCACUUUUGAGUCAUUCUGUAUGAUGGUUCUAUUUCCUCAUGAAGUGCCUAUAAACACAUUCCAGGUUCCCUCAAAAGAUGUGCCUUCAUAUUUGUUCCUGUUUUUUUUCUGUGCAAACCUAAAAUGUAUUCUUGUAGUUUGAAACAUGAGAAGUUGAACUGUUGAAUGUAUUGUCCAGCAGCUGUUGCUGUGACUGCAGUAAUCACUUUGUUCAUGGUUUGUUUUGUAAUGACCGAUGCAGUUCCAAUAAUAAAAUGUGUAUUUAUAUUGAC